ACUUACCUGGCAGGGGAGACACCAUGAUCAGGCAGGUGGUUUUCCCAGGGCGAGGCUCGUCCCUUGCACUCCGGGCGUGCUGACCCCUGCGAUUUCCCCAAAUGCGGGAAACUCGACUGCAUAAUUUGUGGUAGUGGGGGACUGCGUUCGCGCUCUCCCCUGGCUUGGGCGGUUCAAAGGCAGAUCACAACACACGUGGUUUUGUUUAUUCGUACAUUUUUUUUCAGCAGUGUCAGCGGUCUGGUUCCCCCCGGUCUGCAGGGACACCGCUCCCGCUCCCGUGCCUGGGCGGACCCGGCUGCACGCGGCCCCAUCGGGCCCAGCACCCGCCCGUAGUUCCGCGGGUCUCCGCAGCCCGCAGUGGCUGGCACCGCCCACAGCGGGGCGGGCGGCGGCGGAAGUGGCGUUGCUGCGAUGACGCCAUUCGCGUGCGCCGCGGGCCGCCAUGUUGGGCGUUCCGGUUCCGGCGGGGGCUGCGCGCGGCGGCGCGGCCCGGAGCGUGGCCGGGGCCAUGCGGGCGGCGCCGGCCUGAGCGCGGCCGCCUGCGGGAGCGGCACCGCGAGCGGCACCUCGCCGCAUGGCGUCGCGCACUGCCGGGGCUGCGGGGACGGGCGGCGCCGCCCGCGGGCCGCGCUGCCGGGAGCGGAGCCGCCGGUGCCGGCAGGGACGGGGCGCGGCGCCCGCCGGGCGGAGCCGCAGCCGGAGCCGCAGCCGGGCGCGGGCGGACGAGCCCUGCGCGCUCCGGGAGCUGUCGCCGCUUGCAGACUCGGACGCUCCUGCCGCUUCCGCAGACGGAGUGGAAGCCGCGAAGGCCCAGAAAAAGCCCGUCCGAAACCGGAGAGCGAGGAGGAGUCCCGGCGCUCCCGGCAGCCCGGCCCCCGCGGAGCCCGGGGGUCGCGGGGAGCCCUCGGGGGCCGCCGAGAACGGCCCCGCGCCGCCGCCGAGGGCGCCCAGGAAGCGAGGGCGCAAGUCCAAGGCGGAGAUGCUGCUGCUGAAGCUGUCGCAGGGCCUGGAGUGCCCGGCGCCGGAGCCCCUCUGCGUGCAGAAGGUGCUGGGGAGCAGCGAGGCCCCCGAGGGCCUGGAGACCGCCCCGGCCGGGCGCCCCAAGCGCCGGGCAGCCAAAGUGGCUUUGCUGUACCUGCAGGAGCUGGCAGAGGAGCUGACGUCCGUGUACCAGCCGCCAGCUCCCGCGGAGGGUGCCCAGGAGCCGGAGCUCGAGCGCGUCCAGAAGAAGCGUCGCAGCCGGAGGAAGAAGGAGGAGGAAAUAGACGGUGACGACCCCGUGCGAGAUGCUGACUUUGUGCCCUCAGAGGAGGUGCUGCUGCAGGCGGAGGAGGAGGAGGGGAGCGACGCGCCGCUCAGCGAGGUCUCGGAGUCGGAGCCGGAGGCUCCCCGGGGACACAGCGCAAAGAUGUCGUCGGCAGGGAGGUCCAAGCCUCAGUGCCGAGGCCUCGCUCCCAACGGCUUCCACAACUCCAUCAUGGCCCCCGUGGAGAAGUGCUCCAGCCUCACCUGCAGCGUGCGGGGUCAAAAUCACUCGCGGUGGGAGUUUCCUGACUGGAUCCCUCUGGUGCACAAGUGGACGUGUCUCUCGGACAGCGAAGCUGCCCCGUACCUGCCAGCGGAGGAGCAAUCGCCCCUUUUCUUAAUCCAGCGGGAAGGCAUUGAGGAAGACGGUGCCUUGUACAGGAUAAACAGGUUUAACUCCCUGCAGCCCCACGAGGAGCGUCUGGACGUGUCCUUCUUCGUGGGCGGCCCCGUGUGGGCCCUGGAGUGGUGCCCGGCCCCGGAGGGCUCCGCGGCCUCCCAGUACGUGGCCGUCUACUGCCACAGGAGCAUGGACGAGACGCACAGCGUGGCGGGGCUCCACGGCGGCCCGGCGCUGCUGCAGCUCUGGAGCCUGGGCACGCUGCAGCCGGAGGAGGGCUCUGCCAACAAAGCCGGGCUGGCCUACGGUGUGGCCGCUGACCAUGGCUGCGUCUGGGACAUGAAGUUCUGCCCGAGCGGGGCCUGGGAGCCGCCCACCGCCUCCAGGAAGCAUCCUCAGAUGAGCCGUCUGGGCCUCUUGGCCGUGGCCUUCUCGGACGGCAAAGUGGUGCUGUACUCCCUGCCGCACCCCGAGGCCCUGCAGACCUGUAAGAGAACCCAGGUAAAAGAUGGGUCCCUCCACAAGCACCUUAUCUGCAAGGUACAGUGUGUCGCCACCCUCCAGGUGGGCUCUAUCCAGGCGGGGAAUGCUUCCGAGUGCGGCCAGUGCUUCAGCCUCUCCUGGAUGCCGUCCAAGCCCCAUCACCACCUCGCAGCUGGUUUCUAUGAUGGCACCGUGGCCAUCUGGAACCUGCCCACCCAGUCCCUGCUGCAGCGCGUGCGCCAGCCCGACGGCUCCCUCAAGCUCUACCCCUUUCGGUGCUUCCUGGCCCACGACCACGCCGUGCGGAGCAUCGAGUGGUGCAAGGCCGACAGCAACUUCCUGGUCACGGCAGGCAACGACCGGAAGAUUAAGUUCUGGGACCUGCGACGGCUCUACGAGCCCAUCAACAGCAUCAAGCGGUUCCUCAGCACCGAGGUGGCCUGGCUGCUGCCUUACAACGGCGUCACGGUGGCCCAGGACAACUGUUACGCCUCUUACGGUCUCUGUGGGAUCCACUAUAUCGACGCUGGGUACCUGGGCUUCAAGGCUUAUUUUGUGGCCCCGCGCAAGGGCACUGUGUGGAGCAUCUCCGGCUCGGACUGGCUGAACACGGUGGCUGCCGGAGACAUCACCGGGGAGCUGGUGGCUGCAGUGCUGCCUGACCUGGCUGUCAACCCCCUCAACAUCAAGCGGCCCUCGGAGCGCAGAUUCCCAGUCUACAAAGCCGACCUGCUGCCCUGCGGCCCCGCGGGACCCGAGGGCGGGGAGCAGGCCCUGCCGAAGACCAGGCUCUACAGCGAGAUGGUGACCAAGGCCUGCAUCCACUUCCGCGACACGGACCUGCGCAGCUUCAAGAACUUCCCCAGCCGCGAGCCCAUGCGCAGGAUGCACACGCAGGAGGUGAAGGCAGAGCUGAGCCUCGACCGCCUGCAGCUGGAGGCCCUGCACAAGGUGCGCUUCAGCCCCAACCUGGACUCGCACGGCUGGCUGGUGUCGGGCGGGCAGGCCGGCAUCGUGCGGGCGCACUGCCUGGUGGGGCUGGCGUCCGCCGUGGGCCCCCAGCUGCUCCUGGAGAGCCGUGCCCGCUUCGGCGCCCUGGGCCGGGACCCGCCCGGCAGCCCCGGCCCCGGGGAGCGCUCCCCGCUGCCCCCCGAGUAGCACGGGGGGGGCCCUUGCGCUGCUCGCCCGGGCGAGAGCCCUGGCCACGCGGGCAGCCUGCGCUGGCCGGGGCCCCGCUCGGGUGCUCCUGGGCCCCUGGCUGCCUGGGGAGGAGGGCGCACCGCUCCUGGCUGUCACCGGGACCUUCGGGGCCCUUGUCCUCAUGCUCCGGGCCAAGAACGCUCCUUUCUGCCCCGUUUGGCUUCAGCUGGCGUGGGGAGGGGGGUGGGACGGGUCGGGGGCCGAGCCCCUGGGUUGAACCCCGAGUCCUGCGCUGGGGGGCUCGGGCCGGGCGCGGGGGCAGCACCUCCGGGCCCCCACGCGUGCAGGGCUGUGCUGGUCCCUGCUCCCGGCUCCCCGCCGUGGGCCCGUCCCUGCGGCGGCCUCCCCCCGCCGUGGGGCACCGCGGGGCUUGCGGACGUGCCGGGAGCUCCGGAAUCGCUCACAUUGAGCCUGUGAUCUUAACUGUGCAGUAAACGGUGUCGGUUUUGUAAA
Messenger RNA from Dromaius novaehollandiae (emu), 3784 nucleotides. RefSeq names its product general transcription factor IIIC subunit 2 (gene GTF3C2). The coding region runs from base 578 to 3289 and encodes 903 amino acids. The transcript has 18 exons. Gene Ontology annotation, biological process: transcription by RNA polymerase III. Gene Ontology annotation, cellular component: transcription factor TFIIIC complex. The record is from RefSeq and is a predicted model, not a curated record. NCBI's taxonomy places the organism in Eukaryota, Metazoa, Chordata, Aves, Casuariiformes, Dromaiidae. Gene Ontology annotation, molecular function: protein binding.